Messenger RNA from Protobothrops mucrosquamatus (brown spotted pit viper), 1065 nucleotides. It is a transcript of the gene KLHDC8B, whose product is annotated as kelch domain containing 8B. The record is from RefSeq and is a predicted model, not a curated record. The coding region runs from base 1 to 1065 and encodes 354 amino acids. Lineage: Eukaryota; Metazoa; Chordata; Lepidosauria; Squamata; Viperidae. Gene Ontology annotation, molecular function: protein binding. The transcript is spliced from 5 exons.
AUGGAAGCAGCCAACACCAAGUCAUUCUUCUGGGAGACCUUCCCACCCAUGCCUACGUGUCGGGUCUAUUGCAGCCCAACCUAUCAGGAUGGACACCUCUUUGUGGUGGGGGGGUGCAGCCAGCAGGGUCAGCCAUUGGACACGCUGGAAAUGUUGGAUGUGGUUUCCCACAAGUGGAUAGCGUUACCUUCUAUGCCCACCCCACGGGCAGGGGCAGCGGCCGUGAUGCUUGGCAAAGAAGUGUUGGUGAUUGGUGGAGUUGACUCCACACAGAGACCCCUGGCCUCCGUCGAAGUCUACCACACAGAUGAAGGCAGGUGGGAGAAGAAAGCAGACCUGGCUCAGGCUUCAAUGGGCAUCUCAGCCCUUGAGAAAGAUGGAGUGGUUUAUGCUUUAGGAGGGAUGGGUGCAGACACAUCUCCACAAGCCCUCCUGCAACUGUAUGAACCAGCUAAGGAUCAUUGGCAGUCUUUACCAUCCAUGCCGACACCUUGCUACGGGGCUUCUACUUUCUUGCGUGGGAACAAGAUCUACGUGAUGGGAGGAAGACAAGGCAAGCUGCCCGUCACAGCCUUUGAAGCCUUUGAUCUGGAAGUGAGAAGCUGGACACGCUACCCCAGUGUGCCCAGUCGGCGUGCCUUUGCCAGCUGUGCCAUGGCUGAGGGUUGCUUCUUCAGCCUGGGAGGACUGCAGCAGCCCGGCCCCCAUAACUUCUAUUCCCGGCCCCACUUUGUCAACACCGUGGAGAUGUUUGACUUAGAGGAAGGAUCCUGGAGUCGGCUGAGUCGUGCCAUCCGUAUGAGAGACAAAAGGGCUGACUUCGUAGCUGGCCAUCUUGGUGGACGUGUGAUAGUAGCUGGUGGCCUUGGGAACCAGUCGAGUCCGCUGGGAUCCGCGGAAGGAUUUAAUCUGGCUAAGAAGAAAUGGGAGACUUUGCCCUCCAUGCCUACCGGGCGCUGUUCUUCUGCUAGUUUGGAGGCUCCCAACCUGCUGUUUGUGAUUGGAGGGGUGGCUCAAGGCCCCAGCAGUGCGGUGGAGGCCCUGAGCUUGCAGGAAGAGGUCUGA